AUGCCUCAUGUCAGGACGAAUGAGUAUGUCAAGGUAGAUGACGAUUUUGAGCUGGCGUACGUGGAGGUUAUUCAUCGCCAUCACAAGCGCACACCAUAUGCCUCGAAUACCUUCCCCAAAGAGUCAUAUCCCUGGGAUUGCUCUGACCAAGGUCUCUUCUACUACGGCGAGCCUCUCAAUCCUGCUGGUAACACAUCGGCGUCAACAUACUGGAGCGUCUACACCAAUCCCAUCAACCCCUUCGCCGCGAGUGGUUUCAACGGGUCGUGCCAAUUCCCUCAAAUCACACGUGAAGGGCUCGAUGAUUCUCUGCAGCAUGGCAAAGACCUCUUCGGCGUAUACCACGACCUGCUCGGUUUCCUCCCCGACAACAUCAACGAAAAGACAACCUGGCGCGUCUCCAACAACGUCAUCACCAGCCAAGUCGCCGGCAUGCUAAUCGAAGGCAUGUACAGCCCCAAGGAAAACGUCCCCCUACACGUCCAACCCUCCACCAUCGACUCGCUAGCCCCAUCCUACUCCUGCCCAGCCGCGUCCGCCCUCUACAGUUCCUACGGCGUCGGCAGCACAGCCGCAAACUGGACGCGACAUCUCGCCGCUACAGCACCUCUCUUCGCCUCUCUCGAUGCUAUAAGCGGUGUGUCCACUGAUUCAUCAGAAUGGCACACCUGGUUCGACCACUACUACGACAAUCUCUCCGCCCGCCAAUGCCACGCCAAAGCCCUACCUUGUAACAUCACCAACCCCGCUCUUUGCGUCUCCCAAAACCAGGCCGAUACCGUGUAUCGCCUGGGACAAUACGAGUACUCAUUUAUUUACCGCGACUCCCCGCUUUCCUUACAAGCAGCUGCUGCUUCCUACGGCGUCUACAUGGCAGAGUUAGUGGAGAACAUGCGCUCCGCACUAGCGGGUCAGAGUCCAGUUCUGUACAGACACAACGUUGCGCACGAUGGGUCGUUGGCCCGGCUACUCAGUUUCCUGCAGAUUGAGCAGAUGGUCUGGGUGGGCAUGGGUUCGGAAGUCGUGUUUGAGGUUUAUCGGAGGAAAGGGUAUGAGACUACCACCGGUGGUACUAGUGAGCGUGAGAAGGCGUAUCUACGUAUUCUCUGGGGUGGACAGGUGAUGAGGAGCUCGAAUCCUAGUCUGGGUAAUAAGGAUGGCGAGGUUGAUAUGAUUGAUCUGGAAGUGUUUUUGGGGUAUGUGGAUGGUUUGGUGGGGAGGCGGGCGAGUAUGGUUGUUGGGAACUGUGCGGCGGAGUAG
Messenger RNA from Alternaria metachromatica, 1260 nucleotides. RefSeq lists its product as uncharacterized. Gene Ontology annotation, molecular function: phosphatase activity. The transcript has 2 exons. Gene Ontology annotation, biological process: dephosphorylation. NCBI's taxonomy places the organism in Eukaryota, Fungi, Ascomycota, Dothideomycetes, Pleosporales, Pleosporaceae. The coding region runs from base 1 to 1260 and encodes 419 amino acids. The record is from RefSeq and is a predicted model, not a curated record.